AUGGCAGAUAACGGUGAGGGCUCGUCACUGAUCCCGCCCCGGUCAGUGCCAAUUUCAACCUCAUCGAUUCGAUCCUCGUCUCCUGCCCCGGACGGUAGACAGGCCUCGAUAGCUCGUCUGGCCUCGCCAGUGCCUUCUGCAUCCUUGGGGACUUCGCUAUCGUCGCGACAAGGUAUCCCUACUGGCCGACCCAUCAGUACCGCCGCCUCCAAUGCCGAACAGAACUUCCGGGCUGUCGACAACAUGGCCUCCCUGCCAGGGCCGGGCCAGUCCAUAAUCGCUUCUCAAUUGCAAGAAAGCCUCGGUCGCUCGCCCCCGAGAUUCGGUACUCCUUCGCGAAUUGCGGGGUCCCCUUCGAUACCCCCCACACUCGACAGUCGACCCGUGGUCUCUCAAUACGGCUCCUUCGACACCAACAACAACUACGGUCCGGACUCAAACGGAGUGGGUGCAUAUGAGGACCCGGAAGUAGUAAGGAGACAUUUGGUACUCCCACAAAACGUCUCAGAAAGUCGAGACACCGGCUCGGAGCUUGGAACAAGCCAUGGCGAUGAUGAAUUCUCCAGUCUGCAGCUGCAGGGUGGUGAUAUCACUCGUCAGGUCUACCGAUGGGCAGAGGAUGCGGAUUCCGCGCGAUUUGCCCGUAGCAAGAGUUUCAGUAUCAGCCGACCCGCCCCUGAGGCCGAGACUGAAGAUAUCCACACAAUUCAAGUGCCAGGUGGGUUCCGGAGAGACUUUCUGCGGAGAACUGCGGGGAGCCCGCACCGAGGAAGUGUGCGUGGGUCGAACACUGGCGCUGCAUCCGUACAACCUCAGCUUCCAACCUCGAGUUUCUUGGAAUUCCUGACACUUUAUGGUCACUUUGCUGGAGAGGAAUUGGAGGAGGAUGAUGAGGUUUUGGGACCUGAUGAGUACUUUUCAUCUGACACCUGGGAUGAGCGCGAUGAAGGCAGAGAGUCUGGCGAGGAUGCAGCGCUGCUUCGAGGAGAUGGUGCUGGUCGCAAGAAGCGGAAGCACAAGCAGCGUGCGCCUCCAGGAAAUACGACCACCACUGGUGCUGUCAUGCUCCUGCUCAAGUCUUUUGUGGGAACGGGAAUUCUGUUCCUACCCCGCGCUUUCUUGAACGGUGGAAUGCUGUUCAGCAGCAUGGUGCUUCUGGGAGUUUCGAUUUUGAGUUAUUACGCCUUCAUUCUGCUGGUCAACACUCGCAUGAGAAUCGAGGGCUCUUUUGGUGAUAUUGGUGGGAUCUUGUUUGGAAAGCACAUGAGACGCAUUAUCCUUGGCUCUAUUGUGCUGAGUCAAUUGGGUUUCGUGUCGGCCUACAUUGUCUUUGUGUCACAGAACCUCCAAGCAUUUGUACUCGCUGUGAGCAAGUGCCAGAGCUUCAUUGACAUUAAGUACCUGGUGCUUCUGCAGUUGGUCUUCUUCCUCCCCCUCUCUCUGAUUCGUGAUAUUGGCAAGCUUGGCUUCACUGCACUCAUUGCCGACGCCUUCAUCCUUCUGGGGUUGCUGUACAUCUACUAUUACGAUGCUCGUACCUUGAUUGGCAAUGGUGGCGUCUCCGAUAUCAAGGCUUUCAACCCGUCGACUUGGUCGAUGUUUAUCGGCACGGCCAUCUUCACCUACGAGGGUGUUGGUCUGAUCAUCCCUAUCCAGGAGUCGAUGAUGCAGCCGCGACGCUUCCCUGGUGUUCUGGCCGGUGUCAUGGUCAUUAUCACUUUGAUCUUCCUGUCUGCAGGUGCUCUGAGUUAUGCAGCCUAUGGAUCUUCUACCAAGACUGUCAUUCUCCUCAACUUGCCCCAGGAUGACAAGUUUGUCAACGUGGUUCAGCUCCUUUACUCGCUCGCCAUCCUGCUUAGCACACCUCUCCAGCUCUUCCCCGCCAUCCGUAUCUUGGAGAACGAGUUAUUCACUCGUAGUGGCAAGUACAAUCCCUACAUCAAGUGGAAGAAGAACUCCUUCCGGUUCUUCCUAGUGGUUGUCUGCGCCUUUGUCGCCUGGGGCGGUGCCGCUGAUCUGGACAAAUUUGUGGCGCUGGUCGGCAGCUUCGCUUGUGUUCCGCUGAUUUACGUAUACCCUCCCCUCCUGCAUCUCCGGGCAUGCGCCCAAUCCAGACGCCAGGCUAUUGCCGAUAUUACUCUCGCGACUCUCGGAGUAAUCUGUUGCAUUUACACUACUGCACUGACUCUCCAAAAUUGGGUUGGACCCAGUGUCCCCGAAAGCCCUGGAUACUGCGAUCCGCAAUAA
This is a messenger RNA of Penicillium daleae, 2247 nucleotides long. Its product is annotated as putative amino acid transporter. The transcript has 2 exons. Gene Ontology annotation, biological process: amino acid transmembrane transport. The record is from RefSeq and is a predicted model, not a curated record. The coding region runs from base 1 to 2247 and encodes 748 amino acids. Gene Ontology annotation, molecular function: amino acid transmembrane transporter activity. NCBI's taxonomy places the organism in Eukaryota, Fungi, Ascomycota, Eurotiomycetes, Eurotiales, Aspergillaceae.